GUGGCGGCGGUGGCUUUGGCUCCGCCCUCCCGCCGCAGCUCUUCACCGUCGUCCUGAGCAGUCGCUCUGAGGGAGAAAUGCCGCCGCCAGGCAGGGCCCUGCUCUGGCUAGGACUGGUCCUGGGCUCUUUCUGCGCCUCUCUAGGGUCCGCAGCGCUGGGCAAUGAUGCCAAAGACGCUCUGAAUGUGCUUCUAAUCAUCGUGGAUGACCUGCGCCUUUCCCUAGGCUGUUAUGGGGACAAGCUCAUAAAGUCCCCAAACAUCGAUCAACUGGCAUCCCACAGUCUCCUCUUCCAGAAUGCCUUUGCCCAGCAAGCAGUGUGUGCUCCAAGCCGAGUUUCCUUUCUCACCGGGAGAAGACCUGACACCACCCGCCUGUAUGACUUCAACUCCUACUGGAGAGUACAGGCUGGAAACUUCUCCACCAUCCCACAGUACUUCAAGGAGAAUGGCUAUGUGACCAUGUCGGUUGGAAAAGUCUUUCACCCUGGAAUAUCUUCUAAUCACAGUGAUGAUUCUCCAUAUAGCUGGUCGAUUCCUCCUUAUCAUCCCUCCUCUGAGAAGUAUGAAAAUACUAAGACAUGUAGGGGGCCAGACGGAGAACUCCAUGCCAACCUGAUUUGCCCUGUGGACAUGGCAGAUAUUCCUGAGGGUACAUUGCCUGACAAACAGAGCACCAAGCAAGCCAUACAAUUGUUAGAAAAAAUGAAAACAUCUGCCAGUCCUUUCUUCCUGGCCAUUGGGUAUCACAAGCCGCACAUCCCCUUCAGAUACCCCAAGGAGUUUCAGAAGUUGUAUCCCUUGGAGAACAUCACCCUGGCUCCUGAUCCUCAGGUCCCUGCUGGCCUCCCUCCUGUGGCCUAUAACCCCUGGAUGGACAUCAGGCAGCGGGAGGAUGUCCAAGCUUUAAAACUCAGUGUGCCCUAUGGCUCAAUUCCUAUGGACUUUCAGCGGAAAAUACGCCAGAGCUACUUUGCCUCUGUUUCGUACUUGGAUACGCAGGUUGGCCACCUUUUGAGUGCUUUGGAUGAUCUUCAGCUGGCCAACAACACUAUUGUUGCAUUUACCUCAGAUCAUGGUUGGGCUCUAGGCGAACAUGGAGAGUGGGCCAAAUACAGCAAUUUUGAUGUCACCACUCGCGUGCCCCUGAUGUUCUAUGUUCCCGGAAGGACAGCUCUGCUUCCGGAGGCAGGCGAGAAGCUUUUCCCAUACAUCGACCCUUUUGAUUCCAUCUCAGAAUUGAUGAAGCCAGGCCGGCAAGUCAUGGACCUUGUGGAGCUUGUCUCUCUCUUCCCCACACUCGCAGGACUUGCAGGAUUGCAUGUUCCACCUCGCUGCCCUGUUCCCUCAUUUCAUGUGGAGCUGUGCCGAGAAGGCCAGAGCCUUCUGGAACAUUUUCGAUUUCAUGACUUGGAACAGGAUCCGACCCUUCAUGGUAAUCCCCAUGAAUCCAUUGCCUAUAGCCAGUAUCCCCGGCCUGCAGACUCUCCUCAGUGGAAUUCUGACAAGCCAAGUUUAAAAGAUAUAAAGGUCAUGGGAUAUUCCAUACGCACGAUAGACUAUAGGUUUACUGUGUGGGUUGGCUUUAAUCCCCAUGACUUUCUGGCAAACUUUUCUGAUGUCCAUGCAGGAGAACUAUAUUUUGUAGAUUCUGACCCUUUGCAGGAUCAUAACAUGUAUAAUGACUCCCAAGGUGGAGACCUUCCCCAAUCAUUGAUACCUUGAGUUGUACCAACUACGGAGAGCAUAUAUAUAAUGUGCUUCCUUCUGGCUGGUGACAGAAGGAGUUAGAGCUGGUUAUUUUGUGAUUAUCCUUAAUAUUGGAAGAAGUCCAAGGGAUAUGCAAUCAAAACAUGCAUCAAAAAUUUGGCCUAAGAAUAUAUAACAGCUAGACAUUUUGAUUUUGUCUUUAUUAAUUUCUAAUUGUUAAUUGAACUGAGGCUUGGCUGAACCUUUUCUUUCCUUUUUAUUUGAACAGUCAUAGCUUAUUUAUAAAAUGAAUAAAUAGAGAGUGAGUAAACUAAAAUUGUUAUACCUUUAGAUAUCAAGACCAUAAUAACCAAACAUAACACUAUACUCAAGAAAUAAUUUAAUUAUUUGUGAAAUUUAGUGCAUUUCAAAAACUAAGCAUAUAUCAAAUCAGAU
This is a messenger RNA of Molossus molossus (Pallas's mastiff bat), 2144 nucleotides long. RefSeq names its product iduronate 2-sulfatase (gene IDS). The record is from RefSeq and is a predicted model, not a curated record. Bases 78 to 1724 code for a protein of 548 amino acids. Lineage: Eukaryota; Metazoa; Chordata; Mammalia; Chiroptera; Molossidae. Gene Ontology annotation, molecular function: iduronate-2-sulfatase activity. The transcript is spliced from 9 exons.